ACCGCCACCACUUCCCGAUCGCGUGAGAGACCGCGGUUGGGCGGCGACACGAGCGAACUGGUCAUGCGACGAUACUCGACGCGGUUCGCAGGAGGCAUGCCCCAAGAUGGCCCAGCUCCUCCCAUGCCGGCCAUGCCCGCAAUGCCGGCCCAGUAUGCGAGCAGUAUGGCACGCCCCGAUACGGCGCGUCCGGCCACGUCGAGGGGACGCGCAAGUCCGGAGCGCGAGAGAGGAAAGGGCAAGCUUCAGGUGGACAUGCGCGCAUUGAAGGACCCCAGUCUCAACGCCGAGAAGUACGUCCAGACCGUGCUGGGAGAUGCUACGGAGCAGGACAUCAUCGCCUUCCAAAAGGACCUGCAGAAUGUCAAGUCGCACACCGAGGCUGAUCUGCAGCACAAUGUCUACCAGAACCGCACCCAGUUCAUCAAGAUCUCCAAAGAGGCCGAUAAGCUGAAGAACGAGAUGCGCACUCUGCAAACAUACAUGACGGAGUUGACGGGCGCCUUGGGACACGCGACGUCAGCUGGCGGUGCAGACGUCAACUCCGGGAGCACUCUCAGCCUGGCCGACCGGAAGCGCGCGAAUAGGAGCAGCGUCGCGAACCUGGAAGCCAUGUGGAGCACUCAUCUUCAGACGCUGUGGAAGCGCGUUGAAGGCAGUCAAAAGUAUCUGCCUGCCAUUCCCGGUAGACACAUUCUGAUGGAAAGUCAGAGAUGGGUCGAGCUGAAUGCCGCAACGUGGAAGCCCAGGAGACGCGUGGCCUUGGUCCUGCUCAAUGACCAUUUGCUUGUUGCGAGCGAGAAGAAGAGGCCGGCAGAGGCGACACCGCAGAAGAACAACAGGCAGAGCAUGUACGGUGGUCCGCAAGCUUCAACCACUACCCUGGUGGCCGAUCGAUGCUGGCAGCUGAACGAAGUGUCCCUUGCUGACAUUUCUACUCGCGCUUCCACGAGCAUCGGCCACAGCAAUUCCAGGGAGAACAAGAAUAUUGCCAAUGCAAUCAAUGUCCGUGCUGGUAAUGAGUCCUUUACAUACGCCACUAGCGAUCCAGGCGACAAGUUGAACCUGAUUGUCACUUUCCGCAAAGCGCAGGAAGAUCAACGAAAGCAGCUUGCAGCGGAACAUGCAAGCCGAACGAAGGAUGUAGAUACGUUCUCAGCACUAACAGGUCGUGAUCCCAGGUCCCUCAAGAGAGCCGCGGCAGCUGCCAUGGAGGCUGAAGAGUCGAAGGGUUUCGGAGGGCUAAGUCGUAGCAACUCUGUUUUAGUGGAUGUGGAUGGUCGACCGCAAAGUAUCAGAUGGGUCGAAUCACAGAUCGAUGGCCUCGACAUUGACAUUGCGCUGCAGCGUUUCGAGGAAGCUGUAGACAGAGCAGAGAAGUUGCGCAAAAUGGCUCGAGGCAUCAAAGGCAAUCAGACUGCGCAGGAAAUCAUUCAGGCCAAGGUCAACGAACGCGCAUCAAAGCUUGCAAAUUCCAUCUCCAGGCAAUUGAGUCACACGAGCGGUGGUAUGGAGAAGACCAAGGAGAACGUAUCUUGGUUGCUGCGCCUUGGAUACGAAGAACUGGCUCGAAAUACCUAUUUGUCUUCCCGAACGGCCACCAUACGCUUACGGAUACGACAGGUUACUUUCACCGGAGAUCUGGUUCCUUACGUUCAUGCAUAUUCGUACGUGGUCUUCACUCUUGUCCUCUACACCUUCAAAACAUUCAACGCGUCCUUUCCGCCCACUUCCGGAUCUGCCGCUGUGAAAUGGGCCAAGGAGCGAGUCGAUGAAUUCAACGACUCGCUGCAACGGCAGCUAAGCACCGUCGAUCGUCAGUCCGAGAUGUACAAGGAAUGCAUGGCUGCUGUCACUGAAAAAGCUGCCGUACUUCACGAAGUCGGGGUGGACUUUCGAGGUCUAGUUGCUCGAGAUUUACGAAUC
Pseudocercospora fijiensis CIRAD86 is the source of this 1926-nucleotide messenger RNA. RefSeq lists its product as uncharacterized. Gene Ontology annotation, cellular component: exocyst. The record is from RefSeq and is a predicted model, not a curated record. NCBI's taxonomy places the organism in Eukaryota, Fungi, Ascomycota, Dothideomycetes, Mycosphaerellales, Mycosphaerellaceae. The transcript has a single exon. The annotation marks the transcript as partial. Gene Ontology annotation, biological process: exocytosis; Golgi to plasma membrane transport; intracellular protein localization.